AUGGUGGAGCGAUUGAGGGACGAAGCCAUGACAAAGCGGCCUGUCAACGUGCUCAACUUGACGCGAAGCCUGGCUGUGGACGCAGUCUCUACGCACCUGUUCCGGGAGAAUUACGAUGGGGUCAGCGAACGCGGUCCAGUACUCAGUGUGAGCGCAUUCGUGGACGCAUUUGUCGCUGUCGGCCGCUUCUUCUACCUCCCAAAUUUCGCUUUCACGUGGUUGGAAUGGGCCGUUGCCAAAUGGUUGCCCGAUCCAGAGACUGAAGAUAGCAUGAUGCUUGUUGACAAGUUCAUCGGCACACUGGUAGCAAAUACCUCCGAGAAGUCAACAACAUACCCCGGGCGUCUACUCGCUGCGGGACUCAGCGACUCCGAAGUUAGGGCACAGUGCAAAGAUCUCAUCUUCGCAGGAACAGACUCUACGGGGAUGAACUUGGCAACGAUCAUGCGCAAUCUAGCGUUGUACCCAGAUAUGUACGAGAGACUAAAGGAAGAGAUCAAGGGUAACGUUGCCCUUGGCCCGGAUGCACAGGACGUUCAAGCGCUACCCUAUCUCAACGCUAUUGUCAAAGAAGGCCUCCGAAUUAGCAUGGCAAAUCCUACGCGCUUACCUCAUACGGUCCCUGCAGGAGGUUGGACUUUCAAAAACACAUACUUCCCAGCUGGUGCCAUUGUCGGUUGCUCAGCGUAUGAGCUGCACUUCAACCCGGACAUCUUUCCCUCACCAAGAAGCUUCCGGCCUGAAAGAUGGCUGAGCCCAACAGAAGCUAUGUCGAAAUAUUGGUUCGCAUUCGGCGCAGGGAGCAGAGCGUGCAUCGCCAGAAACUUGGCAACCAUGGAGUUACAAUUCGCGACGGAGAGGCUAGGUAGAAGUGGGGUUCUUGAUGGCGCAAGUGUCGUACAGAAUGAUGUCGAGAUCUACGAGUGGUUCAAUUCGAAAGUCAAGGGCGAGAGAAUUGACUUGGUCUGGGGUUGA
Alternaria arbusti is the source of this 975-nucleotide messenger RNA. RefSeq lists its product as uncharacterized. Gene Ontology annotation, molecular function: monooxygenase activity; heme binding; iron ion binding. Lineage: Eukaryota; Fungi; Ascomycota; Dothideomycetes; Pleosporales; Pleosporaceae. The transcript has a single exon. Bases 1 to 975 code for a protein of 324 amino acids. The record is from RefSeq and is a predicted model, not a curated record.